Cucumis melo (muskmelon) is the source of this 1961-nucleotide messenger RNA. Its product is annotated as pectinesterase-like. Gene Ontology annotation, molecular function: pectinesterase activity; pectinesterase inhibitor activity. The transcript is spliced from 4 exons. The record is from RefSeq and is a predicted model, not a curated record. Gene Ontology annotation, biological process: cell wall modification. Lineage: Eukaryota; Viridiplantae; Streptophyta; Magnoliopsida; Cucurbitales; Cucurbitaceae. Bases 26 to 1843 code for a protein of 605 amino acids.
UAAACAGGUCGUAGCACAGGUGUACAUGCCAUCUCUUUAUAGCCCACCAACCCUCUCUACCUUUCUUCACAACUCUUCUCAUUUCCAAACUAUGGAAAACACUAAACUUUCAUUAGCUCUCUUUGCCACUUUACUCCUCACAAAUGCUAUUAUUGUUAGAGCAAAUUCUAAUGAAAAUGGUGUCAUGGAUAAUAUUUCGAGUCUCAUAGAAACCUCAUGUGCCAUUACUCUUUAUCCACAACUAUGUCACUCAACAAUAUCCUCCAUCAUUGGUACAUCUAAUUUGUUGAGUUUGAAAGAUAUCGUUCAAUUGUCAUUGAGUGUGGCUAUGGAUGCAGCUAAGCUUAACAAUGGAAACAUAAAAAAACUUACGAUGUCCUUUAACAACGUUAGUAAACGAGACAGGAUUCCUCUUCAUGAUUGUGUCAAAUCAACCGACAGGACGAUUUAUGAGCUUGACAAGGCUAUAGAGGAUUUUCGUGAGUAUCCGAACAAGAAAUCUCUUACUUCAUAUGCCGAUGACCUCAAAACUUUCCUCAGUUCUGCCAUUACUAAUCAGGUGACUUGUUUGGAUGGAUUCCAAGAUGACAAAACAGAGAAAGGGGUUUUGAGAGUUAUUGAGAACACUCAUAUUCAUGCGACGAAGUUGUGUAGUAAUGCAUUGGCUUUGGUUAAAAAAUUGACAACAGAAAUUGCCUUAAUAGAUGAGAAAAACUUGGUGGUCCAUGACUUCCCUUAUAAGAUAACUUGGAUAUCCUCCCAAAUAAAUGACCUCAAAAUUGUCCUAUUUUCCAAUCAGGAGGAAGGUGAGAAUGGAAGAAGGGAGGAUUUGGAAAAUGGAAUAAAGUGGCCAGAAUGGAUGUCAAUCCAAGACCAGAAGCUUUUAGAAUCAUCGUCGUCAGAAGCGGCGGCGGAUGUGGUAGUGGCGGUGGAUGGAAGCGGAAAUUAUAAAACGGUGUCGGAAGCAGUGGAGGCGGCGCCGAGCAAGAACAGCAAAAGAUAUAUAAUAAAAAUAAAGGCUGGAGUUUACAGGGAAAAUGUUGACGUACCAAGUAGUAAAAGGAAUAUUAUGUUUUGGGGAGAUGGAAGAUCCAACACCAUUAUCACUGCUUAUAGAAGUCAUGGGAGUGGCUGGUCAACCUUCAAUUCCGCCACCGUCGUUGCUGUGGGGGAUGGAUUCUUAGCUCGAGACAUAUCCUUUGAAAACACAGCCGGACCAGCCAACGGCCAAGCUGUAGCCCUCCGUGUUGGCUCAGAUCACUCAGCCUUCUACCGCUGUGGCAUGCUUGGCUACCAAGACACUCUCUAUGUCCACUCGAACCGUCAAUUCUUCGUCAACUGCGUUGUAGCAGGAACAGUCGACUUCGUCUUUGGAAACGCAGCAGCUGUAAUCCAAAACUCCGACCUCACCCCUCGCAAACCAGGCCCUAACCAAAGGAACAUGGUGACGGCACAAUCGAGAACUGACUUGAAUCAAAACACGGGAAUCGUGAUCCAAAAGUGUAGGAUAAAAGCGACGUCAGACUUGGAGCCAGUGAUAAAAGAAUUCCCAAGCUUCCUUGGGAGACCAUGGGAGGAAUAUGCUAGGGUUGUGGUAAUGCAAACGACAAUAACCAACGUGAUAGACAAAAAGGGGUGGUCGACAUGGAAUGGUGACAUAAAGAAACCCUACUUUGCAGAAUAUGACAACAAUGGAGCUGGUGCUAAUACUUCUGGUAGAGUGCCAUGGUCUCUUGUUAUUAAUGAAGCUGAUGCUAAGACCUUCACGGCUGAAAGAUUCAUUGGCGGUGCUGAUUGGCUUCCAUCUACUGGCUUCCCUUAUCAGCUUGGUCUCUAUAACUGAUCUAUUGCCUUAAUUAGCUUGCAACUGAUCUUGCUUUUGGUUUGUAUGAGUGUUGGAAGAAAUGCUACUAAAUGGGAAAUGUUUAUUGAAUAAAAACCAAAUUUAGACUUGGUUAAAA